This is a messenger RNA of Aspergillus sclerotioniger CBS 115572, 1425 nucleotides long. RefSeq lists its product as uncharacterized. Gene Ontology annotation, cellular component: endoplasmic reticulum. NCBI's taxonomy places the organism in Eukaryota, Fungi, Ascomycota, Eurotiomycetes, Eurotiales, Aspergillaceae. Bases 424 to 1326 code for a protein of 300 amino acids. Gene Ontology annotation, molecular function: L-ascorbic acid binding; procollagen-proline 4-dioxygenase activity; iron ion binding. Gene Ontology annotation, biological process: peptidyl-proline hydroxylation to 4-hydroxy-L-proline. The record is from RefSeq and is a predicted model, not a curated record. The transcript has a single exon.
AGCGUCACGUGUCUGGUCACGUUGGCCACCGUGUUCUUGUCAUUUCAUCCCGAGUAGGCAGAAGCCCUUCUAGGUAGUCAGACAAUAUCACCCAGUUUCAUCUGCCUCACGUCCCUGACAUUGAACAAUAACAUAUCAUCAUAUAUCCCUUCCCAUGCCGUGGUGUAGGAUUCGUAUGACUCAUGAGGCUGUGCACACAUCCUCCUAUAUCUAGUACUAGUGCUGGCGGCUGAAUGACUACACAAAGUGGCCUGACUACUUGCUUAUACAUAGGUAAUAGGUAACUAUGGUAUAUCUUCACAGCCUCAUCCUCAGCCUUGCGCAAGAGUGGGGCCAAACCAACGGACAAUCUGCAGCCUCAGCCCACCCCUGCUCUACAUCCGCCAUGUACUUCAAUCGCAGUAUAUCCCUCGUAAAGUAAUUAUGUCCCCAAAUCCUCAUCCUCAAACCAUCACCAAGUCUACACGCAAAAAUGACCUUUCCCACGAAUACCUCCACCCUCCUCACCACCCCGGCCCCCCAACCGCCAAACUCCACCCCAUCAACUUCCCACUCUCCUCCCCCCAAAUCCCCGAAUACACCAACCUCAUCGCCGCGAUCAUCGACAACGCCCUCACCCCCAGCGAAUGCAACGACCUCAUCCGUCUCGCCGAGUCCAGCACCAUUCCCCCCUCCUCCAACCCCACCACCACCCCUCCGGUCUGGGACCGCGCCAUGAUCAACAUCGGCAACGGCAAACAAGCCCUGGCAACCGACACCCGAAACUGCGGCCGAAUCAUCUGCGACGAUGAACUCAUCGCUGAUAGACUCCUUACCCGCAUCCUGCCCUUCCUGCAACAACUAGGAAUCGACAAAAUCGACAACCAGCCCAGAGUAACGGGGUUAGCGGGGCGGAAUAGAUCGUACAAGUUGACGAGGUUGAAUGAACGAUUACGAUUUCUGAGGUACGAGGGCGGGGAGUUCUUCCGCCCCCAUUGGGAUGGGAAUUAUGUUACGCCGGAUGGCACGGAGAGGAGUUAUUAUACGGUGCAUGUUUAUUUGAAUGGCGACGGGGAACAGGAUUUAAAGGAGUUGGAGAGGGAGAUUAAGAGGGUGGAGGCGGGGAAUGGGGAAGUGGUGAAUUUGAAUGUUGGGGGGAGAUUGUUGGGUGGAGCAACGUCGUUUCUGCCAAGGUAUGAGGAAAAAGAGAGGCAUUUGAGGGUGUUUCCUAAGGUGGGCUCGGUGUUGGUCUUUCAGCAGAGGGAUUUGUUACAUGGUGGGGAUCCGGUGGUGAGGGGGACGAAGUAUACCCUGAGGACGGAUGUGAUGUAUCGGCAGUGUGAUUGAAGCGGUUGUUUGUGUGAUAGAUGAAUGUCAUCUGGCUGAAGCUGAAUUUUGAGUGUUUGCUAUCGGGCCAGCCGUGUGGCUUUAGAGAUAAGCUGACAU